UGCUGUGCCAUUGGACGUCGUUAACAGCGUCGACGUCGGUAGGUAACUUAUAUUCCGCAGCCGGGAUCGCCUGCGUCGUUGGCCUCAACCAUCAAUUGCGACGUGUUUUGACAUCGCUAGCUCCUAUUAGACUAUGGCACCCAACUUUUUUGCAAAGCUUGUCAAGCCUAGUACGCAAAGUUCAUCUCCGAGCGGAAGAGAGAACACGACCGCUUCACCGCGCCAAUCCAAUAUUCCAUCGCGCCCGCAUUCUCAGUUAAUAUCACACCCUCCUUCAUCACUCCCCGACUCAGCCAAUGACAAUUCUAGUACAAAAGGGAGUGUCAAAAUUGGUAUAAUUCCACCUUCCCCUCGUUCAGCCCGUCUUACUUUUCCUUAUCUUCCUUCGCAAGACCACCCUCCUGAUACAUCUCAACAUCGACGUGCACGCUCGCAGGACAGGAUGGUUCCAGACAGACAUGCUGUAUCGUUCGCUGCUCGUCCCAUGGCAAGCGACUCUUCUUUGUCCACAGAUGACAUGCUUCCCACUCCAACCCCCUCUCGUUCUCGUCCUGAAGAAUGGAAAACAAGUGCUGACAGCUCACCCAAAUCCUCUCGCCAGCUCACACCUGCGUCAUCCACUGGGAACCUGAAAGCCUUUGUAGACAAGCGUAGCACCACUCACCCUUCAAACAUUCACAAGGUGGUCGAUAGAAUCCCCUCAAAGAAGUCACUACGCAGUAGAACACAGCCCCCAGCUCCACUCGAUUUCGAUCAAAGUAAUACUCGUUCCGAUAGGCACCGCCGAAAUAGUCGCCACGAACACAAUGCCGGCAUAAUUGAAAAUGGCCUCGUGGACUCACCCAAAAGCUCCCAUCAUCAACAGGAGCUUUUACCUGUCCUCACCGACGCAGACGCAAGAUCCAUCCGCUCCGUAAACAGCUCAACCUCGAAGACAACAGGUUGGCGUCGUCCUUCACUCACUACUCCCACUCGCAAACAACCCGGCGUUGCUUCUUCUAUGGCCGCUUCCAUGACAAAUACUGGCUCCCAAAUGUCCCCUGUUAUUCCAGUUUCCAAUUCGGCAUCAAAAAAAGUUACCAAUGGAACAGUUAGGUCAAAUGCCUCUGCUCGUUCUGCAGUGGGGCAUACUGCUUCCGCUUCCGUGACGUCUGUACCUAAUUCUACCGAUGCCAACGCUCGCACAAGACGUGCCUUGUCUGGUCGAGAUGACUUUUCAGACGGUCAGCCAGACACGUUGACUUCUAGCGGAGAGAGCGAGGCGUCGGACGACGAACUUGAUAUUAAUGAAGACAUUCCCGUCACGGGUUUUGCCGUUGCAAGCAGCAAGCGUAAUGCAGACUUCCACGAGUUGUUCCCUAGUAUCCCCGAAGGCGAUUAUCUUAUUGAAGAUUACGGGUGCGCAUUACAGCGUGAGAUCCUAAUCCAAGGCCGGAUAUACAUUUCAGAGAACCACAUAUGUUUCCAUGCGAACAUUUUCGGGUGGAUCACUGACCUGUCAAUCCCAAUAUACGAAAUAACCGCUCUCGAGAAGAAGAUGACGGCAUUCGUCAUUCCCAACGCCAUUCAAAUAACUACCCGACAGGCAAAAUACACCUUCGCCUCAUUCCUCUCCCGCGAUACGACGUAUGACGUCAUUGCCAACAUCUGGCGACUUGCCCGUCCUGAUGAUACUCUAAGCCAAACCGGCUCGUCCGCCAAUAUCAUUACGCCCGCGAGCACUUCUGAUGUUUCAGGUCCCCUGAUCACGAACGGAGGCAAAGAAGCAGCUCCUGUGACUAGCAUUAACAAAGUCACGCACUGCGCAUGCUCGAAAAAUGGACAGCAUCUUAAUGAGAUCGCGCUGGAAACUGUGUUGCCUGGAACACCGGACAAGAUUUAUAACCUGAUGUUUGCGAGUGGGUUUAUCAAAGAUUUUAUGCGGGUGGAUCAGAAGCUCAUGGAUGUGCAGAUAUCAGAUUGGUCUCCCAUAGGCGACAACUCGAAGCUUUUGGCACGGAAUAUGUCGUAUAUCAAGCCUUUGAACAAUAGCGUAGGCCCGAAGCAAACAAAGUGCGAGAUCCACGAUGAAACCAUGACCUACGACUUUGAUGACCACGUCGUGAUGUUGACGACGACGAAGACGCCCGAUGUUCCUAGCGGAGGUGUGUUCUCCGUCAAGACGAAGACAUGCUUGAUGUGGGCAAGCGCUAUUUCCACACGGGUGGUCGUCACCACGCAGGUAGAUUGGACUGGGAGAAGUUUCAUCAAAGGUCUGAUCGAAAAAUCAGCAAUUGACGGUCAAAAAGUAUACCACUCCGACCUCGACAAAGCCAUGCGGAUGUACAUCCAAGAACACCAAUCUGAAUUCAUCCCAGCAGGCGUUGAUCCAACAGCCGUAGCACCCGUCGAGCCUAUCAGCCCUGUCAUCGAACACAACGACCUCAAUCUCUUAAGUCGCUCCAUGGGCAUAUCAGACGCAGAAGCCCGUAAAGCGCGUGAACACGAACGUAACAGACGUGGGCUCCAAUGGGCGUAUGAGACGUUUGACGGUGCCUAUGGCGUUGCGAAGCGCUCUACGUUUGGAGCGCUGGAACUUGUCAAGGAAGCUUGGGAACAGAGCUCGUCGAUGACGAUUUUAUAUUUCGUCAUCGUCAUUCUUGUGUUCAGUAACCUGUGGACGUUGAUGCUUGUGGGGCAAAGGGAGGAGGCAGGGAGGAGGAAGGAGGCGAAGAGGACUGAGGAGAGGGAGAAGUGGGUGCAGGAUGUUGUCACUGGGCUUUGGGAGGAGAUGGCUGUUGGGAGGGCGAGGGGUGGUAUCGGGUCUUCUGGAAUUUUUGGAGUUGGUGGUGGUGGUGGUGGGUCGGUGCAUUCGGGUCAUGUGAAUGGUGAUUUGAGGUUGGAGUUGGAUGCUAUCAAUAUGACGUUGAAUGAUGUCGAGGAACGGGUAAGACUCUUACGGGAGAGUCUGGAUGCCCUAAAUUGACUUAUUGGAGGACUAUACUCCUAUGCCGCACAUACUACACUUAUUAUUAUCUUAGGCACUGGCUAAAUUUUGAAUCGCUAACCGUGGUCAAUGUCCAUUGACUCACAGAGUUCAUUGAUCGACUUGUCUCUUGAGGACGGCGCGGGCCACAGCACCACAUUGAAACUUGCCGCCGAAAAACAUUUUUCACUUUGGCAGCUCUGGCCUUAUAUAAGCAAAC
Suillus fuscotomentosus is the source of this 3185-nucleotide messenger RNA. RefSeq lists its product as uncharacterized. Lineage: Eukaryota; Fungi; Basidiomycota; Agaricomycetes; Boletales; Suillaceae. Bases 134 to 2965 code for a protein of 943 amino acids. Gene Ontology annotation, molecular function: sterol transfer activity; sterol binding. Gene Ontology annotation, cellular component: endoplasmic reticulum-plasma membrane contact site; endoplasmic reticulum membrane; plasma membrane. The record is from RefSeq and is a predicted model, not a curated record. The transcript is spliced from 5 exons. Gene Ontology annotation, biological process: intracellular sterol transport.